AUGCCUUCACGGCUGGCAGUUGUGGCAUUGCUGCCUCUUACUCAGCUCGCGAUAUGCCAACCGACAGCUUCUUUCCCGUUCAACGCACAGCUGCCACUUGCGGCGAGAAUAAACGAGUUCUUUUCCUAUUCCUUUUCUCCUUACACCUUCCGAUCCGACUCGAAUAUUACUUACUCUUUGGGGGACCAUCCCGGCUGGUUGUCCAUUGACAGCGGAGGAAGGCGUUUGUACGGAACGCCGAAAGAGGGAGAUGUUUCGCCUGGCCAAGUUGUUGGCCAGAUAGCUGAAAUCAUCGCCACUGACAGAACUGGAGCUACGUCUAUGAAUGCGACCCUUGUCGUCUCCCGGCAGCCUGCCCCUCAAGUUGUAAUUCCCAUUGAGAAGCAAAUGGCCCACUUUGGAAACUUCUCUGCUCCAUCCUCCAUCUUAUCAUAUCCUUCCGCCGACUUCAAAUACUCGUUUGACCCAAAAACCUUUGGAGAAACAUCUCUCAACUAUUACGCAGUCUCGGGAAACGGCAGUCCCUUGCCAGCAUGGGCCAAGUUCGACCCAGCGUCGCUGACAUUGAGUGGGCGGACACCACCUGUCGAAUCGCUUAUACAACCUCCGCAGACAUUCGACUUCAGUCUUGUUGCUUCCGACAUUGUCGGCUUCUCCGCUUGCUCAUUGAUGUUCUCAAUAGUGGUUGGUAGCCAUAAGCUCACUACUUUCCAACCUAUUCUGAUGGUAAAUGCCUCUCGCGGCUCGGAGGUCAACUAUGACGGUCUGCAGAAUGCAAUCAAGCUUGACGGCAAGCCAGUAUCGGCAGGGGACUUGACCGUGGUCGUCAAGGACAUGCCGACUUGGCUGUCAUUCGACGACAAGACCUGGAAGCUCCGAGGAACCCCCAAUAACAGCAGCCAUGCAAAUAACUUUACCAUUACUUUCAAGGAUAGCUUCUCAGAUAACCUCGACGUCUUGGUCCUUGUUAGUGUGGCUACUAAUAUAUUUGGUACGACUUUGGGAGACUUGGUCAUACGACCGGGAAGUGAGUUCGACCUCGAUCUUAGCCAGUACUUGAAGGAUCCCAGCGACGUGACCGUUAAAGUGUCAACCAAUCCAAGUGAGGAUUGGCUUAAAGUUGACGGUCUGAAACUGUCCGGUCCUAUUCCCAAAACUUCAAGGGGAGGGUUCCAGCUGUCCAUUGAUGCUUCUUCCAGGAGCUUCAAUCUUGAAGAAAAAGAAGUGGUCAAUGUCACCUUUCUGGCGCCGGAUGGAGCCACAAGCACCUUCACUCAGAGUUCUUCAUCAUCGACUUCUACAUCCACUGCUACCAGAACAGAUGGUCCAGCCCCAGAUAAUGCACGAAAUCAGUCAAGCCGCCUGAGUACGGGCAAGAUUCUAGCCGCCACAAUCAUUCCAACAAUCUUCGUGGCCAUUCUGCUUGCGAUACUGAUUCGCUAUUGUCGUCGGCGACGAGCGAGAAACACCUACCUCGGCAGCAAGUUUCGUUCCAAGAUUUCAAGCCCGAUACCCGUUAUUCCCCCAGCCAACGGUCCCGAUCAACCAGUGCCAGAGGGGGCCCGCAUCCAUGAUGGCGCGGUUGUACAUACAGAGAUGAUAUUGACCAAACCUGCUAAAUCCGCGUUGGCGGACGGCCAUUCUCCCAUGUCGUCACGAAGGCCAAGUUCGGAAACUUUUGGUCAUUUCUCUUCUUCCGAGAUAGCGCAAAGCGUUAUGGUCGACGCGACAAGAACAACCACAAGCCAUAACACAAGCGGCGUUUCCAGCGAGGACGGAAGGCAGUCGUGGAUAACGAUUGAAGGACAUGACAGUACGGAAAGGAGUGACAGCAACCAUUCCGAUUUUACUCGCUCCAAGUCGACACGCCAGGUCUUUCCCGGUGCGGACCUGGCAACUCACAGAGGGGAGCCGGCAUUAGACAUGCUACUGCCGACUCUGAAUGAGUUCCCCUUUGUACAGCCGACACCGCCCCUUUUUCACUCCAAAUCACAUCAAUCCCCUCCCUCAUGUAAUAGCGCGGGUGACUGCUCGACAGCGACAUCCAGCUCGAUGGUAUUACCUCACUUGGCGGAUGCCGAUCACGCAAACACGCCAGCACUUAGCAAAUGGACGACUGGUUCCACUGCCAGGGGCGACGCGUCGUCGGAAUCAAACUGGAUUACACUCAACGAAAAUGAAUCAGGAGAGAAUUUACCUGAAUUGCAAAGGCCUAGUCCCUUGGUCCUGUCGAACUCACGGCCCGUUGGCUCUUCAGGUGGAAAGAGUGCCGUGACGGAUGUGUCCUUUACAUCCUCGGAAAAUUGGAGAAUCAUCGGCAGACUCAGUCCUACCAAGGCUGAACGCUCGCACAAGGAUGUCGAAGACGAGUCGCUGUUGCAUGCGUUGCGACGAGGUACAGCUCGCGAUGGCGCCAAGCCUGGCGAGCGCGAAGACACCAGGUUGGAGCUGAAUAUGCCUGACCAACUGGGUAAUGAGACGCACUCUUCAGCUACAUCAGGGCUGCUAGACCCGUCUGUCACAACCGCCUCCAAACUGAGCGGUAUGAGCGACCUCGACUCUCACAUGUCUGGUAGAAGGGGAGAUGAGGCAGGUGGGGAUUGGCUACGAGAGCACUCGGCCAAGAUGUCUGAAGGAAGCUUCAAGGUGUUUCUACGCAAUGCUAUAUCUAAUCUAAUGAGCUGCCUGGUUGCACAAAUGGAGAUGCUGGUGAGUGAUGCUGUUUGCCAAAACUUUUUCCGAGGCAGGGAACAUGACUUUAUUAUUAUUAGGGCUCAAUUUCAGUCCCGGCUUGGCUUGUACCUAUCCGGCGCAUGUAGACAGACCUUGCAAAUAGAUGGCUGCACCGGAACAGACAAGUCAACGACAGGAAAUCUGGACGAGGCCGGCGAUGGACUGGAUAGAUGGGAGUCGGCAGCUUAUAUAUAG
This is a messenger RNA of Ustilaginoidea virens, 2928 nucleotides long. RefSeq lists its product as uncharacterized. The record is from RefSeq and is a predicted model, not a curated record. The transcript has 2 exons. Gene Ontology annotation, cellular component: membrane. Gene Ontology annotation, molecular function: calcium ion binding. The coding region runs from base 1 to 2928 and encodes 975 amino acids. Lineage: Eukaryota; Fungi; Ascomycota; Sordariomycetes; Hypocreales; Clavicipitaceae.